This is a messenger RNA of Laccaria bicolor S238N-H82, 1611 nucleotides long. Its product is annotated as VPS10-like protein. The record is from RefSeq and is a predicted model, not a curated record. Lineage: Eukaryota; Fungi; Basidiomycota; Agaricomycetes; Agaricales; Hydnangiaceae. The coding region runs from base 1 to 1611 and encodes 536 amino acids. The transcript is spliced from 9 exons. Gene Ontology annotation, biological process: Golgi to vacuole transport; Golgi to endosome transport; protein targeting to vacuole. Gene Ontology annotation, cellular component: Golgi apparatus; membrane.
AUGCGCACAAAGGACGACGACGACGACAACUACGUGUCCAACAUCCGCCAUGGCGUCGACGGCCAAGGCUCGCUACAACGGCAAGAACAACCAGUGCACACGAUAACACCCUUUAACAACCUACCAGCGCGCCUGUUCUUCUUUGACGAUACGGAGCACCGAUUCGACAACCGCUACGCAUUCGCGCUCACUGAUAGCAAGAUUCACUACCGCACCGAAGACCGCGGAAAGACGUGGCGGUCUUUCGAAGUUCCAGUCCCACCCGCUCUCGUCGCCAGGCCGAUGUCAUUCCAUUCAGAUUCCAAGAAAUGGGGAUCGAUACUCUAUCAGGGAACCGCGUGCAACCGCCAAGGGUGGGGCGCCAUCUGCCACGACGAGCCUUAUCACACCAAAGAAGCUUUCAGCGACACCCCCCAACUCCUCCUCUCCGAAACUUCGCGUUGUCAAUUCGCUUACAGCAGCAAAGACUUUAAACAUGAAGCCCACUCUGACCUAAUCUAUUGCGUCGCCUUCGACACCUCAAGCGUCGACGGCUCCCACGCCCUCUCCUCGAGCCGCCUCUUCUCCAGCACCGACUUCUUCGACAAAGACCGCAAAGUCGAGGACCUCGGCAUUGGGGAGAAUGCAAAGGGCAUCAUUGCCUUCGCCAUCGUCUCCAAAUAUGCCGUCGUCGCAUUGAAGGACCUCUCACCUUCCAACGACGGCGAAAUGUUGCUCUACGUCACUGUGGAUACGAACACGUGGAAAAACGCAUAUACGAUCGUCGAAUCGACCACGCACUCCCUCGCCGUCGACGUGGUGCUUCAAGAUAAGAGCAGCAUCGGGACACUCUUCGUCAGUAACUCCAACGGCACCUUCUUCGUCGAGAGUUUGAAGGACACGAACAGGAACGAUAUGGGGUACGUCGACUACGAGAAGCUGUACGGCGUUGAUGGCGUGGGCUUUGCCAAUGUUGUUUCAAAUGCGAAGGAUGUUGAGGGGCGAGGGGCACGGAAGCAGCUAAAGACAAUGAUCACUUUCGACGAUGGGCAAAUGCAUCUCAUGGGACCCCGCGACACGGACCUUUGCUCACUCCCUCUCCAUUCCGUCACAACCCCACACAACUAUGGGCGCAUCUUCUCGUCACCAGCACCUGGUUUCGCUAUGGGCGUUGGGUCGAUAGGCGAGAGCCUCUUACCAUACAACGAAAGCGACACAUUUAUCAGCACAGACGCCGGCGUUACCCGGCAGAUGGUCCGACGAGACACGCACAAGUACGAGUUUGGCGACAAGGGGAGCACGGUGGUCGUGAAUGACGAGGACGGGACGGACAACGUGCGAUAUUCGCUCGACCUGGGUAAAUCAUGGCAGAAAUACGACAUUGGGAUCAAAUUCCGAGCGAGGGCGCUCAUGACCCUCCCUGACUCGACCUCACAAAGGUUCCUGCUUCUGGGGCAAGUAGCGCGUAAAGACCAGACAAAGGAUACCGGACGUGUCGUCAUUAUCCAGCUCGACUUUUCCGGGACGAGGAAACGCAAGUGUGUGGAGGGAGAUUUCGAGAAAUGGUAUGUACGCACUUCCAAGACGGAGUGCUUGAUGGGCCACAAGCACCUCCCAUGCCCCCGAGAUUAA